Drosophila erecta is the source of this 1741-nucleotide messenger RNA. RefSeq names its product probable cytochrome P450 313a3 (gene Cyp313a3). The transcript is spliced from 7 exons. Gene Ontology annotation, molecular function: monooxygenase activity; iron ion binding; oxidoreductase activity, acting on paired donors, with incorporation or reduction of molecular oxygen. NCBI's taxonomy places the organism in Eukaryota, Metazoa, Arthropoda, Insecta, Diptera, Drosophilidae. Bases 152 to 1630 code for a protein of 492 amino acids. The record is from RefSeq and is a predicted model, not a curated record.
AGCACAUAAUAAUACCUAUUAAUAUUUAUUUGACCACAGAAGCACUUCUACUUUUUCGUAUAAAACCUUUGCCGAAUUCGCCCAGGCAAAACAGUGCCUAGAACCACUUCAAGCGGUUGGUUUACUUCGAGCUCAGAAUAGAGUCCCUCUCAUGGAUACGUUCAAACUGCUGUUAACCGUGGGAGUGUUUUUCUGGAUAUACUUACUAUGGAGUCGUCGCAGGCUCUAUAUGCUGCAACUGAAGCUCUCAGGACCCAUGGGAUUACCCGUUCUGGGCGUUGCCUGGGAGUAUCUGAUCACCUAUAAACGCAAAAUGAGCAUACGAACCAAGUAUAUGGAUAUUUACGGUUCCACGUGUAUCUUGUGGAUGGGACCCACGCCAUUGAUAAUCACACGGGAUCCAAAGAUUGCCGAGGAAAUCUUCAUGUCCCCAGAGUGCCUCAAUAGGAGCUCGCUACUUUCCAAACCGAUUUCCAGCUGUGCAGGCGAUGGGUUAUUGUCAUUACAGGGAUCCAAGUGGGUUGAACGUCGCAAGCACUUGAAUCCCACAUUCAGGCAAAAUGUUCUGCUGAGUUUUCUUCCCAUUUUCAACGCUGAAUCGAAAUCUUUGGUGGCCUUCCUGGACUCAUUUGUCGGUCAGGGUGAAAAGAAGGUCCUCGAUGAUAUAGUAAGAUGGUCGUUUAGAGUAGCCACUCAAACCACAGUAGGAACUGAUGUGAAGGAAGAAACGGCCUUCAAGAACGAUUCAGUUUUGAAAAGUUACGAGUCGCUUAUGAAAAUUAUCGUCAUGAAUAUUUUGUUGCCAUUCACUCACAACAAGAUAAUUUCAACACUGUGCGGAUUUGAAGCGCAGAAAACUUCGGCCAGGAUUAAUAUUUACAAAAUGAUAGCCACAAUCGUUGACCGCAAGUUAAUGUCAAAGCCCAAGAGUGGCUCACAGCCUGAAGUAAGCUCUUUGAUUAAGAAGUCCAUGGAACUCUAUCGGAAUGGAGAAUUGCCCGUGGAAGAGGUGCGAUCCGAGUGCUGCUCUAUGGUUGCCGCUGCCUUUGAGACAACCGGUGUCACGGUGUGUCACGCCCUCACCCUGCUGGCCAUGUUCCCGGAGCACCAGGACACGAUCUACCAGGAGCUGAAGGAGCUGUUUCCCAUGGCCGGCGACUUUGAGGUGACGUACGACGAUUUGCAAAGAAUGGUGUAUCUGGAGCGCGUGUUAAACGAAACCCUGCGAUUGAUACCUUCUGUUCCAUUUACACCGAGAGAAACACUACAGGAUUUCCGGCUGUCCACUGGAGUGGUCAUUCCAAAGGGAGUCGCAAUUGGUGUCGAUAUAUUUGCCACCCAUCGCAACCGGGAUCAUUGGGGUCCCGAUCCAUCGAUGUUCAACCCAGAUCACUUUCUGCCCGACAAUGUGCGCGAUAGGCACCCUUACGCUUACAUUCCCUUUUCGAAGGGAAGGCGAAAUUGUAUAGGUUGGAAAUAUGGAUUGAUGUCAUCCAAGCUUGCCUUGUCUAAGAUACUUAGGAACUACAAAGUGAGCACUUCUUAUCGAUACGGAGAUCUCGAAUUCGUUGACAACAUGGGAAUGAAACUGGCUCAGUUGCCUGGACUAGAAUUUCAUCGGCGGACUUAGGAACACUUGGGAACACUUUACACUUCAGUAUUUUGCAUCAGAAUUUCCUAGAUAUCGAUUCGAGGAACUGUUUUUAUGUGACUAUUUUGCUGUUACUCAGAUUUAUUUUAA